Wallemia mellicola CBS 633.66 is the source of this 4393-nucleotide messenger RNA. Its product is annotated as P-loop containing nucleoside triphosphate hydrolase protein. The coding region runs from base 618 to 4331 and encodes 1237 amino acids. The transcript has 5 exons. Gene Ontology annotation, molecular function: ABC-type transporter activity; ATP binding; ATP hydrolysis activity. NCBI's taxonomy places the organism in Eukaryota, Fungi, Basidiomycota, Wallemiomycetes, Wallemiales, Wallemiaceae. The record is from RefSeq and is a predicted model, not a curated record. Gene Ontology annotation, cellular component: membrane. Gene Ontology annotation, biological process: transmembrane transport.
AAAUUGCGUUUGUAUUCUGCCCGCGCUUCAAAUUGCACAAAAGCAACAUGGUACAAAUAUAACCAGGUACAACAGUUCAUUACAAGAAACAAUAAGAAUUGCUAUACGUAUAUAAUCCAUGUCAAUUAAAGGAAACAUUCAGAUGUAUUCAUCGCGGAAAUGAUCGGAAUAGAUUUCCCGAGCAGGCUCCUGUAACUGAGAGUUUCUACAGUAAGGGCGGAAACGAAAAUAAAAAGCAGUAGAUCUUCAAAGAGUGAAUAGCAAAUGUGUUUUGGAUACAGUUUAUCUUGCUAAUAAUAGAUCGACAGUUCUAUACCUCUCGGUCAUCAAGAUGCCCGGACUAGUUGGGCGCCGAGCGAGAUCAUAUAUUACUGGAAAUAUACGUACCUCUUUAAUUUAAUAACGCAAGCUGGACUAGAUCAAAAACAUUUCGUUUAGAUAUUAAGAAAACAAACAAAAUCUUGAACAAGAUAUGUCGAACUUAACGGUCGGUUCUGCAGCUCCUACAAUUGAGAAGGCAGCUGCUUCAGAAAUAGAAUUGGAUGCUCUUUCUAUUAAAGAGAAUAUCGCAGUAGUUAACGAGGAGGAAGCUAAGACAAAGAAGAGAGACAAGAAAAAUGAGAAGCGCAAAAAAGGAAAGCGUAACAACGAUGAUGAAGAAAGCCACAUACGCCACUAAAGGCGAAAUCAUGCUUAACUUGGUUGGUCUGUUCUUUGCCUGUGGUGCAGGUACAACACAACCAUUACUAUCUCUAAUCUUCGGUCGUAUGGUCUCAACAAUGAUCACAUUUUUCCAAGUUUCAAAACUAUAUAAGGCCAACCCUAGUGAUCCAGAACUUACACAAGUAUUCAAUAGCGCUAAAGACGAUCUCAAUGAUGAUGUGUCAAUGAAUUGUAUCUAUCUGGUCGUUAUUGGUGUCGCUAUGUUCAUCGGUACCUAUGUCUACACUCUUAUUUUCACAUAUACAUCAGAAAGGGUCUCACGUAGAGUCAGAGAAAUGUAUCUUCGCUCUAUUCUUCGUCAAGAUGUCGCCUUCUUUGAUAACAUUGGUGCUGGUGAAGUCGCUACUCGUAUUGAAACAGACACCCAUUUGAUACAAAUGGGUGUGUCAGAGAAGGUCGGAACUGCUGCUAUGUAUAUAGCUGCAUUUAUUACAGGUUUUAUUAUCGCCUUCGCACGUCAAGCCAGACUAGCAGGUGUCAUGUUUAUCAUUGUACCUUGCAUUGCCGCACUUGGUGGAUUGUUGACUACUUUCACAUCAAAAUAUGAAGCUCGCUCGCUCGAUAAUAUCGCAGCAUCUGGUAAUCUCGCUGAGGAAGUCAUCUCAACAAUCAGAACAGCUAAAGCAUUCGGUUCCCAACUGCUACUUGGUACUCUCUAUGAUGCUGAACUCCAUAAGGCUCGUAAGACAGGAUACAAAGUAGCAUCAGUUAAUGCAUUAGUCUGGACUUCUGUCUUCUUUAUCAUAUACUGUUCAUAUGCACUGGCAUUCGCUUGGGGUGUCACUUUGGUACUGAAAGAUGAAACGGAGGUUGGUGAGAUUGUCGGUGUUCUAAUCUCAACAAUGAUUGGUUCUUUUUCACUUGCGAUCGCUGCACCGGAAUUACAAGCGAUUGCUAAAGGCCAGGCAGCAGCUGCAAAAAUCUUUGACACUAUUGAAAGGAUUCCACCUAUUGAUAGUGCAAGUGAAGAAGGUCUCAAGCCAUCGUUCAUAGCUGGUAACAUUACAUUUGAGGAUGUCGAUUUUAGUUAUCCAGCAAGACUGAAUGUUCAAGUUAUGAAAAAGUUCACCGCUACAUUCCAUAAAGGUCAUUUGACAGCUCUGGUCGGUGCAUCAGGUAGUGGUAAGAGCACGGCAAUCGGUCUUAUUGAGAGAUUUUAUGACCCUCUCAAUGGUGUUAUUAAAUUAGAUGGGAAUGAUCUUAGAGAUAUCAACGUCAAAUGGCUUCGCAGUAAGAUCGGUAUGGUUGGUCAAGAACCUGUUUUAUUCAAUGAGACAUUACGUGCCAAUGUUGAACACGGUUUGAUCGGAACUGAAAUGGAACACUGGCCAGACGAACAAAGGUUGGAAUUGGUUAUCAACGCUUGCAAGGUUGCUAACGCUGACGGUUUUAUCAACACACUGCCUGAGAAAUACGACAAUUCAGUUGGUGAACGCGGUAUGCUCUUAUCUGGGGGUCAAAAGCAACGUGUUGCUAUUGCCAGAGCAAUUGUAUCUGACCCUCCAAUCUUACUGUUAGAUGAAGCAACGGCAGCCCUCGACAGUGCAUCAGAGUCUAUCGUACAAAAAGCUCUCGAUAAAGCAGCAAAGAAUCGUACGACUAUUGCUAUUGCUCACCGUUUGUCUACUAUCAAGAAUGCUAAUCAGAUUAUUGUCAUGGGUGGUGGUGAAAUCCUCGAAGUUGGUGAUCAUAAUUCCCUGACCGCUAAUCCCGACGGUGCAUACUCAACCUUCGUCGCUGCACAAUCAUUGGCUCAAGCCAAGGAUGAAGAAGCAGCCCAGGUCAACUCUGAUGUUGUUGAGAAAAAUGACGACCUUCAUGAGGAUGUUAUACCACUCAAUCGCGUCAAAAGUGGACGCUCGGUCACCUCGCAGAUACUGGAAAAGAGUAAUGAAGAGAAAGUUGAAAAAGAACAUCAUUACUCGAUGUUUGAAGUAAUAAGACGACUUGUCAAGAUGAAUAGACCAGGUUGGUCUGCCUACACGUCUGGUUCUAUUGCAGCGCUUGUGACUGGAUCGGCUUAUCCCAUCAUGGGCAUUCUCUUGGGUAGGAUCCUGCAACACAUCGCCGCCAGAUCCCCUACCGAUCCUGAUUAUCAUUCAUAUAUAAGACAUCAGAUUGAUAGAGACAGUUUAUGGUUUUUCAUCAUGGCUAUUGGAGCAGCCUUGGGUAUCCUUAUUCAAAGCUGGGCGAUGCAUUAUGCUGGUGAACUUCUUACUUAUGCUUUGCGUCAUGAGUCAUUUAAGAAACUACUAAGGUCAGACGUCGAGUACUUCGACAAAAAGGAAAAUAGCACGGGUGUUCUAACGUCAAAUUUAGCUGAUAAUGCUCAAAAAGUUCAAGGCUUAGCUGGAAUCUCAGCUUCAACUAUCAUACAAUCGUGUUCAACUCUCAUCGUUGGAGUUGCCAUUGGAAUUGGGUACAAUUGGAAAUUAGGUUUGGUUGGGACAGCCUGUAUUCCUCUUACCCUUUCUGCUGGUAUCACACGUUUAAAGAUUGUUGUUACGAAAGACCAGCAGAACAAAAAGUCAUAUGAGGACAGUGCAGAGAUGGCAUGCGAGGCUGCAGGUGCUAUUAGAACUGUCGCUUCUCUCACCCGUGAAGGUCAAGCAUUAGAAGAAUAUCAGACUUUACUUCGGACACCACUUAGAAACUCGAUUAGAACGUCCCUAUGGAGUUCAGCUAUUUAUGGUCUCUCUCAAGGUAUGGCAUUUUUAGUAUUCACAUUCGUACCAGAUGUGUCCAAUGCCAGAGGUGGUGCUGCUCGGAUACUUAAGUUGCUCGAUACUAAAACAGAGAUUGAGAUUGAAACUACAAGUCAAGACGGCAUACAUCUUGAUACUGUUGAGGGUCAUAUCACAUUUGAAGAUGUCCACUUUAGAUAUCCAACUCGUUCAGAUGUGCCGGUAUUGCGCUCUCUCGAUUUGGAAAUUAAGCCAGGUAGCUACGUCGCAUUGGUAGGACCAUCUGGUUGUGGUAAAAGCACCACCAUUCAGCUCAUAGAACGAUUCUAUGACCCAGCGUACGGUUCAGUCAAGCUCGAUGGUCAUGAAGUGAGGGACCUCAACUUGAACAAUCUCAGAUCGCACAUGGCAUUGGUUUCUCAGGAGCCAACACUCUACGCUGGUACAGUCAAAUACAAUAUUCUCAUGGGUGCUGUCAAGCCACACGAAGAGGUAUCUCAACAAGAGUUGGAGGAUGCAUGUGCCGACGCUAACAUACUUGACUUUAUCAAGGGUCUUCCAGAUGGCUUCGAGACCCAAGUUGGCGGUAAAGGUACACAAUUAUCGGGAGGACAAAAGCAACGUAUUGCCAUCGCUAGAGCACUCAUUCGUAAACCAAAGAUCCUCCUCCUCGAUGAGGCUACCAGUGCUCUCGACCAAACGAGUGAGGCUGUCGUUCAAGCUGCAUUAGAUAAGGUUGCUUCGGGAAGAACAACUAUCGCUAUUGCACAUAGACUAUCAACAAUCCAGAAGGCAGAUAGGAUAUAUGUCAUCAAGGAUGGUAAAGUUAGUCAAGCGGGCGCUCACAAGGAUCUUAUAGAACAGAAAGAUGGACUCUAUGCUGAACUGGUUGCAUUACAAAAUCUAUCUAGUCAAGACGCUUAGGGUUCUCGGUAGGAUAGUUUCAGACUAAUGAACAUUGAUUAUACAUAAUGAUUUACGUUCAC